AAGCUGAUCUCAGUUCCAGUUUGAAUCUCGAGGAAGUCUGUUGUACGUGUCAAAAAAAGUCCCGCGACAAACGGUUGUACGUCAGAAUGAAACUAGUCUUUGGAAUAUUGAUCGUUAGCUGCGCGAUCAGCGUCAGUCUCGCGGCACAAGCCAUUCUCCUGAAUGCCACCCACCCAGAUCAUCCCGGAAAGUGUUACGAUGAGGGCUCCAAACUUGUGCUAUCGCCUCAGGAAACGAAAAAAAUCCCAGGAGAAUGUACCGAAAUCUCGUGUUCUGAUAAACUUUCGCUGACCUACACAAGUUGCGGUGCCUCAGUCGUUGACGAUGAACGUUGCGUUGAAAUCGAACAGGAUUACACCAAAGACUACCCGAAGUGUUGUUUGAAAUACAAGUGUGAAGUCGAUGGUAAAAUAAGUUAUCAUUAAAAAAUUGGCUCGUGAUAUAGCUCAGUUGGCAAGUCAGUUGUCUCCUAAGCCGAUGAAAUACUUGGCAUGAGUUCGAGCCUAAGAGUAAACAUAUAGAACACAGUUGUACCGGAUAAGUUUAUAAUUUAAAAAAAAACUUAAAAAAAGAGACUCAAUAAACUUGUUUUGUUUUACCAAA
Molecule: messenger RNA, 603 nt
Organism: Uranotaenia lowii
Lineage: Eukaryota; Metazoa; Arthropoda; Insecta; Diptera; Culicidae
Exons: 3
Coding region: 87-425 (112 amino acids)
Source: RefSeq, a predicted model, not a curated record